AUGAAAAUUCGCAGUUUGGUACUACUGGUACACUUAGUACUACUAGUGAAGUCUGCACCACCUAUGGGCACAGAACAAGACGGUAAAGGCUGUAAUAAGCAGUACUUUGACCAAGACUCAUUUGUAUGUACAUGUAGCGUCACUUCUGGUUGUGAUUCGGUAGAACCGGUUGGUACCAUCAAGGAUGACGAAGCUGUGGUAUAUACAACAUCAUUGGAUGGGGAUAGGCUCACGAGGACUGUUGAGAACUUUGGAAUAUACAAAGGUGGGUUACUUUAGUUGAAAACGCAUUAUAUUUAAAUUUUAAAAUUUUUGAAAAAAGGAUUGGGCGCAGAUCGAAAAAUAAAUUUUUACAUUUUGCCAUUCUUUAUGUGACUACAAGUCAAUAUUACCUCAUUUUAUAAAUUUUUAAGUUGCAGGACACACAAACAGCUCAUAUUUGAUAGAAUUAGUAUCAAACACCGACUGGCUUCAAAAGAUAAUCGGCUUUGGUGGCGCCAUUACUGAUUCAGUACAAGUUGUAUAUGACAUUGCUGCUCGUAAUAGGCUGAAUACUCUUUUACUGGAUCAAUAUUAUGGACCUAACAGUAUGUUUUUUGUUUUAUAUUGUCUUUUAUAUUGUUUUUGGGUUUUUUUGCUUCAUUUUGACAACACUGGCUUCUGCAGCCUGCGGAAGGCUCGGGGGCAGCUUGUUUUUUAAAAGUUGGUUGAUUACGGUUUUCAGUGGUAAAACAUUGUGAAGUGAAGGCAGGGAACUUUUCAGGUAUCGAAUACAGUUUGGGACGGAUUCCAAUUGGCAGUUCGGACUUUUCCGAAACAGAAUGGUCGUAUUUGGAAGAGCCUGAGGACUAUUUGCUGAGCAAGUUUAGUUUGGCCAAGGAUAAGAAGGUUAGACUUAACUUUUGAAAACUUACUUUGAUCUUUUUUUGAAAUUUUGACUUUUUUUUUAAUUUUUCGGGUUUUGGAUCAUGGUUAAUAUAGAAAACUGUUAAUAAUGUGAAGUUUUUUGAAUACACUGGCUUUAAAAUUAAAUAUACUGAAAUUAUAUUGUUAUAGGUACCUUUAGUACGUGCUAUUCUUCAAAAGAAUCCGGAAAUAAAGUUGUUUGCUUCGGCAUGGUCAGCUCCAGGAUGGAUGAAAGAUACCGGUCGAAUGAGAGGUGGUGGCAAACUACAAGGAGGUCUGAACGGGAUAUAUUACUUGACUUAUGCUAAAUAUAUCUUAAAGUGAGUAGACUCAUAUCUUGUGGUUAUCAUUUUUGUCAAUUUUUAGAUUUUUCAAAGCCUACGCAGCUCAAGGCAUUAACUUUUGGGGAAUGACAGUCCAAAAUGAACCUGCAACUGGCGCUGUCGCUGAUUAUAGGUGGCAAACCAUGUAUCUUAGCCCGGCUAUGCAAAGGUAAGGAUUAGACAGAUGAUUGCUGAGGUUGGAAAUUAAGGACAGUAGGGCAGCGUUGGGUAGGAUAGGGUACAGUAGACAUGAGGAACGAGCCGGACCUGAUUUUCAGGCACGGUCCAAUUUUUUUACGUGCAAACAGCCCGGGCCUUGAUUUUCAGGCCCAGCCCGUUUCUCAUCUUUAGGGUAGGGUAGGGUAGGGUAGGGUAAAUACUAAAAUUGCACUUUAGAGACUUUGUUGAUAAACGACUGGCACCAAUGCUGAAGAGUGACAACGUGACAAAGGAUAUUCUUAUUAUGGCUCAUGAUGAUCAAAGAAGCGGAAUUCUGGAAGCUGCUAAAGAAGUAAGUAAAAAGCAUCUUUUGUUGUUCAUUAUGUAGUUUUACCAAUAAUGAUUGCACAUAUUAAAGUUUAUUUUAAAAAGUUUAGAUUUACUCAAAGAAAGUUGAGCAUGAAGUGGACGGUCUUGGCGUACAUUGGUAUUCAGCAUCUGAAUAUGAACCUCUGACUGAUGUGCACAAGAUUAAACCGGACAAGUUUAUAUUGUCUACGGAGGCAAGAAGAUUUUCACUUACUUUACUAUAACUACCCUAUCGUAUCCUUACCUAUUUUAUUUACCCUAUCCUACCCUACCUUACCCUACCCUACUGUACCCUACCCAACUUUACCCUAUUCUACCUAAAAGCAGUAAAAAUUUUUUUAAAAUCACAAUUUUAAGAUUUUAAAAACCGCUUUUUAGGCCUGCAACGCUGACCACGAUGAUGAACAUCUCCCUCUAUUUGGCAGCUGGGAAUACGCGCAAAAGUACGCUCACGAUAUAAUUCAGAAUCUCAGGAACUACGUAGCCGGCUGGACGGACUGGAACAUUUGGCUGAACGAACAAGGUGGUCCCAACUGGGUGGGCAACUUUGUAGAUGCUCCAAUCAUCGUUGACACUUAUAAGGGGGUUUUCUACAAACAGCCAAUGUACUACAUAAUGGGACACUUUAGCAAGUUCAUACCUCCAAACAGUUAUCGACUAAAGUUGAAUCAGAAUCAGGAGAAUAAGGAAUUGGAGACAGUUGGGUUUGUCACUCCCGGACUUAAAUUGGUACUAGUGGCACAUAACUGGAGUAAAGACAAAACGUUUGAAUUGCUUGUGAAGAAGAGCAAUUCAAAGUCGGCUGUCAAGAUUAGUUUGGGGCCGAAGAGCAUCAAAACCAUUAUUUUUAAUAAUUAA
This is a messenger RNA of Bursaphelenchus okinawaensis, 2615 nucleotides long. The record is from the annotation of a GenBank genome assembly. Lineage: Eukaryota; Metazoa; Nematoda; Chromadorea; Rhabditida; Aphelenchoididae.